CCCGAUGUUAAUGUGACAACGAUUUUAUAAUUCACGGGACCGAUGCAUUGCUCCUGGCUCCCAUCGCAUUGGCCGGGACUGCGAAAAGUGAAAUGGGAGCUGCUCCGAAGCCACCACCUCUUCUCUGCUGGAAGUGGCCGUGGGAUCUCAACCCAAACCCUCAAACCCCCAAUCCUUGUGGAUCCCUCGAUGCUCCCUGGCUCUUCAGAUCGUUGCAGAACCUCGGGUCUCUCGCCCACAACCUCCUCCAGUCCGCCACCGCAGCCGCAUCCAGGGGCGGCACGUCCCUCUUCGCCGUCUCCACCGCCGGCCCUCGCCGCGAGAAGACACCGUCGCUGUCGCGGGAGGAGCAGGGGGAGGCGGAGCACCGAGCCCUUGCCUCGGCCCUGGCGAGCGGGAAGGAAGCGACCGUGAUCGAGUUCUACUCGCCCAAGUGCCGGCUCUGCAACUCCUUGCUUCAUCUUGUGCUCGAGGUGGAGGCAAGGAACUCCCAGUGGGUCAGUUUUGUCCUCGCCGACGCGGAGAAUGAGAGAUGGCUCCCCGAGCUCGUUCAUUACGACAUCAAGUAUGUCCCUUGUUUUGUGCUUCUGGACAAGCAUGGAAGAGCUUUGGCAAAAACAGGUGUUCCCACGAGCCGGCUACAUGUCAUCGCUGGCCUUUAUCAUCUUCUAAAGCUCAAACAGCCAUCAAUACACGGAGAAAAGAAUUCGCCUUGAUUACAAACUUCCAUCAAAUAAACAUAAAAAACUUGAGAAGUUAAACAAGUUCUUCCUUUUUCUUUUAUUUGGUCGGUAGGUAGGGGUUACCUCAAUUAGAUCCUAAGAGAAGUAACGCCCAUACCAUCCUGAUUGGGAGUGGAUUUUUUUUGCCGUACUUAAAAAGUAUUGAGGGUGUUAUGCA
Molecule: messenger RNA, 900 nt
Organism: Elaeis guineensis (African oil palm)
Lineage: Eukaryota; Viridiplantae; Streptophyta; Magnoliopsida; Arecales; Arecaceae
Biological process (GO): cell redox homeostasis
Source: RefSeq, a predicted model, not a curated record